AUGGUUUUGUUGAAAGUCUCACCUUGGAAAGGCAUAGUAAGAUUUGGAAAACGUGGAAAGUUGAACCCGCGUUACAUUGGACCCUUCGAAAUUUUGGAAAGGAUCGGAACCAUUGCAUACAAGCGGAAGUUUCCAGAAGAACUUCCUAGUGUCCACGACAUGUCUCACGUGUCUAAACUCAAGAAAAGUGUUACUCAAGAAACAUUCGUCAUUCCCGCAUACAAGAUUCAGGUCAACGACAAACUCCAAUUCACCGAAGAACCUGUUGAGGUUAUGGACUGGAAGGUCCACAAAACAUGGAGAAGUCGUAUUAAACUCGUCAAAGUUCGUUGGAACUCACGUCACGGCCCCGAGUUUACGUGGGAACGUGAAGACCAGAUCAAGUCUGAGUACCCGCAUUUAUUUCACAACUCCCCUGCAACCGAUAACGCAGCUUGA
This is a messenger RNA of Helianthus annuus (common sunflower), 438 nucleotides long. RefSeq lists its product as uncharacterized. Bases 1 to 438 code for a protein of 145 amino acids. The transcript has a single exon. The record is from RefSeq and is a predicted model, not a curated record. Lineage: Eukaryota; Viridiplantae; Streptophyta; Magnoliopsida; Asterales; Asteraceae.